CCGCCUCUUACUUCAGGCCGUGCGAGGAAGCGGCUGAGGAACGAAACAGAGCCGUGAGUUGGCAACCGCUGUGUGUUUUUGUGCGUGCUUACGCGGAAGCCAUUUGUUCAGCACCGAAACUGCUGUGGAAAUAUAACUUUAUUUGGAGGAUGACAGUGGAUUUGCAUAUUCAUACAAGUUAAAGUUGAGAUCACUGUGGACACCCUGUGGUGAAAAUAGGCAUGAACAGUCAGGUACUGAAAAAGAUGGAGUUUAAAAUUGAAGAUACAUGGAACAGCUUACCAGUGAGUCAUGAUCCAGUUACAAUCAAGUUGACAGGUGAAGAUGCUGGGAUGAUGAUAGAAGUGUGUGCUCCAUUUUUUAACGAUCCUCCACCUCCUGGUGAACCUGGAAAACCAUUCAGUGGACUGUGGGACUAUGAGGUAGUAGAAGCUUUCUUCUUGAAUCACCAAACUGAGCAGUACUUAGAAGUGGAGUUUUGUCCGCAUGGGCAGUAUCUGGUGUUGCUACUUUCUGGCAGACGGAAAGUGUGCAAACAAGAACUUCCUUUAAUGUUUGAAGUGUCGAGAACAUGUGCCAAAUGGAAUGGAAAAGCUCAUCUUCCUUGGAGUUAUUUCCCACCAGCUACUGACAAAUUUAAUGCAUUUGCAAUUCAUGGGUCAGGAGUUAACAGAACAUAUGAAGCCCUCUACCCUGUACCUCAACAUGACAUUGUGGCAAAACAGAAACCUGAUUUUCAUCGCCUAGAAUAUUUUAAAUGCCUGAACCUGAAACUGUUAAUGGGAGAAGAUUGGAAGCAACCAGAAUCAGACUUGUGGGCAUCAUGUAAAUGCAACUAAAUAUAAAAGACAAAAGAUUGUCUCUGUAGUAAAGUAUUUCAUGUUCUGGGGGACUUAAGUACCCAACCGCUUCAAAAAUUACCUGACUGGAAUGCAAAAGAUGGAAGGAUACCAAGAAAAGAAAAUAGAUGAGAUGAGAAGAAUCCUUCUAAUUCCAAUCUGAAUGCAUUUUGUCCUCUCCUCCCUUCUUGAAAAUUUCUUCCUAAGUCAAUUAUAGAUGCUGUCUGAUAGCUGACAUUACUUCUGCAGUAAAGAAAAUGGGAACUUACCCCCCUGAAGCCACACAUGUGUAUCCUAAUGGAUAAGAAGUGGCGAUGUAAUCAAGCUGUUUUCAAACGAAAUCCAUGAUUGAUGCUGCUUGCAAGAAUGAAUUGAGAAACUAAGCCAAUCGCACUCUGCUAUACCUGCUAGAUCAUAAUUGGACUUUAAACAUUUCACUUUUCCCAACACAAGCAUGUGCUUAUUUUAUUUACAGUGACUUCCAUUGAGAUAGCUGCAAAAUUAUUUUGUUGCUCUGUUUACCACCUGCAUUUUUUUUCGAUGCCCGUGUGAUAAAUGAACACUUUUUGGGGUGUUGACAACUUGCCUUCAUGGAAGAUCUGUGGAACUAUCCACUUGGCAUGAGCAGGCAAACAUUGUAAUUCCACUAAAAAUAUGUUCUAUUUAACCAGAAAUGGGUAUUGUCUCAAUGUAUUUAAUCUUUAAUUAUUGAUUAAUGUGAGAUAAAAGUAAAUGGUGUACCUGUUCACUGUGUAUAUCAAGCAGGUUUUCAUUUCUCACACCAAACUGAUUAUGACUUAAGUAUAAAGGAAUAAUGAAUGGAACAAUAUUGAUCCAGGUGCUUUUUAUCAUUUUUUCCCAUUAUAUAUAAAAUUAAAAUGAAAGUAGCUAGAUGCUCCCUUUUGAUGAAAGAAAAUUAUUGUUUUUUCAUCCAAGGCAAUGUAAUAUAAUCUGAACUGCAAGUUAUUACAGAAGACAUUUGAUUAAAUACAGAAAAAUUAUAGUAUCUCUGGGUGUGUUGUGUAUGUAUCUCUGUAUAGGAUGCUGGCUAAAAUGUUGCGCCCACCUUGAUCAACACAGAUCUGUUCAUGUUUUAUGUGUGUCUUUUGAAGGUAUGUUCUGGGUGGUAUUCAACUAAGUUUAACUCAGAA
Molecule: messenger RNA, 1990 nt
Organism: Lacerta agilis (Sand lizard)
Lineage: Eukaryota; Metazoa; Chordata; Lepidosauria; Squamata; Lacertidae
Product: UPF0462 protein C4orf33-like
Exons: 8
Coding region: 222-839 (205 amino acids)
Source: RefSeq, a predicted model, not a curated record